Mobula hypostoma (lesser devil ray) is the source of this 7237-nucleotide messenger RNA. It is a transcript of the gene tcf19l, whose product is annotated as transcription factor 19 (SC1), like. Gene Ontology annotation, molecular function: protein binding. The record is from RefSeq and is a predicted model, not a curated record. Gene Ontology annotation, cellular component: nucleus. Bases 579 to 1889 code for a protein of 436 amino acids. The transcript is spliced from 3 exons. NCBI's taxonomy places the organism in Eukaryota, Metazoa, Chordata, Chondrichthyes, Myliobatiformes, Myliobatidae. Gene Ontology annotation, biological process: regulation of gene expression.
AAAGGCGCUUCCUGUAAACAGAGGAGAAGAAAGAGAAACAAGCGAAGGGCAGCUGGUGGUUGCAGCUUGUUGUGGGGGCGCCUACCCCCACAAUAACACCUACCCCUCUCCUCGAGGCCGCCUCUGCAGUUGUCGCCGACUCCGCGCGAUGACAGGACCAUCGGCAGCCCCGGUACCCGAGCUCUCGCGCCCUUCCCCUCCAGCCUCUCAUCCUAUUGGCGGCGGCCCCCGUAUCGAGCGCGCGACUUGACCCCACCACCCUCGACCCUCGCGCCCUCUUUUCUCCCUGUCGGCUCGCGGCCGCCUGGGUGACAUAACGAUCGCGCGCGCCUCUCUCCCCUCCACUACUCUUUCGUCUCGCGGACCAAGUACGAGUCCUUUGAUGACGUGACAGUCGGUGCCUCAGCCCGCACCCUGUCGAGAGCUUUGCUGUCAAUGCAGUGGAAGGAGCUCGGGCUCCGAUGACGUAGCAUCAUCUCCCCCCGACCCGUCGCCCCAGGUUUGAUGACGUGAGGCUCCCGUGCCGGAGCGCGAGCCCCGGGGCUCCAAGGGCCGUUCCGCCGCCAGUCAGAGCGACGAUGCUGUCGGAGGUGCAACCGUGCCUGCAGCUGCUGCGCAUCGGCACCGCUCCUCAGCCGAGCCCCGAAUCCGGGCCGGCCGCGCCGCGAGAUCUCUACACCUUCCUGCCGGCCGGUCAGCGCUGUACCUUUCGCCUGGGCCGCCAGGCUGACUUGACCGACCUGCGCCUGAGCUCGGGCCGGGCUGACGAACUCAUUUCGCGGGUGCACGCCGAGCUGCAGGCCGAGAGGGGCUCGGCCGGCGACUGGAAGGUGCACAUCGUGGACAGGAGCACUAAUGGUACCUUUGUGAAUGAUGUUCGCAUACCCAAAGGCCAAAGGACAGAGCUUGCAGAUGGAGAUACUGUCACUUUUGGCCACCCAGAUGCUGUGAAUAUCCCAGAAGGUUGUUUGGCAAGUCAGCAGGACUCUGAAUUCUAUUUUCUGUUCCAAAAGGUCAGGGUCCGUCCAGCAGACUUUGAUGCCAUAACAAUCCCCAAGGUUCGGGAGCAGUGUGGAUUUCGACCUGUUUGUUCUACAGACAAGUGCAUCUCUCCCCAAGGGACCAGGAUACGGAGCUUCACUGAAACUCCAGCUGCUUCCCGGGCAACGUUAAUUCUGAAUUCCAUAGGAAGUAUCAGCAAGCUGAAGUCACAACUGUCUGCAUUUCAGACAGAACGGGGAGGUAGAGGCCAGUGCAAUGAUACAAAGGGAGUUCUUGGAAAAUUUCAGCAGUUCUCUUUGAAUGGCUGCCGUCCCAGUAACAAUGCAGUUGCUGCCCCAGCCCAGAAGAGGCCUGUAACCAAGCAACGGCGGAAGACAGUCCACACUGUUCUUCCUGACCUGGAGCUCGAGGAGGAAUUACAACGGUUCUCAGUAGAGGUGCAACAAAGUGCCAACAGCCGUCGGCACUGUAAGUCUGAGUCUGACGUUGACCCAGAUCUGUACCGACAGUUGACUUUGGGUGUUCGGGAACUGUCGCCAGAACCAAAGCCUACUUUCAAAAGGCAUAAAUUGGAGCACAACACUCCCGUUCUCCAAAAUUCAAUGGAGAAUACCCACAUCACUCCCACUGGAAAGAAACGAGGUCGUCCCCGUAAGCAUCCUUUAGGCAGCAUUCCACUUGGUUCGAAAGUUACGUGUAAGGUCUUCACCCACACACUGUAUGCUGCUGAACAGUGUGCCGCUGAGCAGUGCCAGUUGCCACAGGAAGAUACUGUCGAGUGGGUGCAGUGCGAUGAUUGUGAUGCAUGGUAUCACAUCGCUUGUGUUGGGUGCAACUACAUCGCUAUGAAAGAAGCAUCAGCGGAGUUCCACUGUGGCUGCACGUAACCGUCACUUUAUAAUCAGUCUUCCGGUUAGGGUUUGCCUUAAAGCUUUAAGCUUGAGAGAAGAUGUUGGUGAUCUGAGGAGUCUACUGGCUGCUUGUCUACCAUUUUGUCCCUGAGAUUUGAGUGAACUUCAGAUUUUAAAAGGCUGCAUAUUCUUCCUUUUAAAUUACUUCAUUUGUAAAGUGCUAGAAAUAUGGCAACUGAUAAGUGGGACCAAUCAGGUGAAUGAAAAUUACAUUAUAAUUUCAGUUUCACUGAAGGGAAUAUUAUUACUGAUUAUUUCUGUUUUCCAAUGUACAAAACCAGUAUGAACUUCUGCAAAAUACCUGAACAUUUGGUUAUUUCUAUAUCGUCUCAACUUUCCAUUAUUCACUUUGCAAAAUUCUAUUUUCAUACCACCUGUAAAACUGUGAGAUUAACCUUCUGAUUACUUCACAGUAAGUGGGGGAGCAGGAUUUAUUUUUAUUGUUUUUGGACCAUGAAGGACAAAUCCUUUGCUUUCUUCAACAGUGGGAAGAACUGUGGAGACUUCAACAAUCUCUAUACAACCUGACCAAUUUAGCUAACUGCAGCACAGUGGCUCUGCGUUGAUAUCGGGGAAAAUCCAUUCGGAUUACUUUUGCUGAUUGAUGUCCAGUACUUUUAACGUUGGCUAUUAUCAUGUGUGUGAAAUUGGAUCCAUACUGCUGAAGUUCCUAGUGCAGAGAUGCCCGUAAACUCGGGCUGUUGUGUGAAUCUGCACCUGACACCUUGUAUUUGUGGAACUGUUCCUUUCUCAGUCUAACAACCAUUGGGUGGUUCUUUUAGUCAGGAUUAGAUAGUUGUAACAUCAAACUGCUGGGUCUGUCUUGGAGGAGGUGCUUGUUAAAGUUGUAUUUUUCUGGUUGUACUUGAGUAUUAAGGGUAUGCUCAGGGAGAUAAAGGAAUAGAUCAUUGCUACGACUGAAUUGAGCAGGAAUAGCCUAGUUUCAUGCAUCAAUUCAGUGGAGGCUUGUCACUCCUUGCAGACCAGGUACUCUCUCCCACCACCUCCCCUCCCCCCCACCCCUUAGGAAAGGAAGUGGUGUUUAUGUGUGUUUUCUGAUCCUUGAUGCAGGGAAUUGCGUUCAUUAUAGCUGUCAACCAACUCUGCAUUUUUGACUUGAUUAUCAUCCGAUUUGUUUAUUACAGAAAUGUAACGUUUUGGACAGUUGAAUAUAUGGUGUGUACCAGUUCUUUGCUCUGGUUGACUAAAUGAUAAUUAGAAAUCUGCAUUGAGUACUGGAAAGAAUGGUGGGAGACUGUGGCAGAGCCUGAUGAUGUUAGCUAACCUCAAAAAAAAAUUAAUAAAAGGUGCAUUCUUCCCUUUGGACUUUCAGUAUCAGAAUCCAAUGGGCUAUUUUUAUGUAAAGCAUUAUUUCAAAAUGGCUUGGGGCAGUAAAAUUAUUAUAGCAGCAGCAAUAAUAUUAAAUAUUGUGAGGCAGAUCCUUGAGCAUCUAAGACCUAAGCACUGCCUUCUUUUUUUCCUUAGCCGUAUCACCUCACCUGGGCAUAAGCUGCUGACGGUCCACUGUCCUGGGCCAGUCUUUCAAGUUGUCCCUACGUAUAGCCCAUCUUGGUUCUUCCUCUUCCCAGUGAUGAGGUCUUUGGACCUUCUGUAGCUCUGGGAUGGGGUCUCCAGCCCCCUGUCCAACUCUCCUCCUUUCGCAGCUGGGUUUGAAACCAUCCAUUGCAGAGCUAAGUGCUGCAUUUAAACAAGAAAUUAGCUCCUGACCAGCCUGUUUUUGAUUUACAGUACGUGCAGCCUUUACAAUGGUUCUGUAUCUGGUUUAAAUAAGUGGGUGUGAUCAUGUGAUGGAUCUAGAAUUUAAGGUUAAAAUGACCAUUUUUGCAGCUACUUAAGCCAUUGCUUCUGGAUGUAAAUCAGUACAACUAAAUCCGUAAAAAUAGUUAUGAUAGGUUUAUGGGUUACUUAAAAUAGUGCACACACAUGACAGCCUGAAAUAGUGGUCUUGCUCUAAGACUACAAAAUUGGAUGAUGCAACAGCACAUUUAUUGAGUUUCUAUGAGGGAAAGUCGAAGAAUGAUCAUUUCAAGUUUGUGGAAGUUUGAUCUUGACAUGCUGAUGAUUAUUCUGUGAACCUUUUUCUGACACUGAUCAGGCUUCACCAGAGAGUAUUCAUUAAUAUAUUUCUCCGGUUACAAGUAAAUGAAUGACUUCAGUUGAUUCACUUACUCUGUUUUAAAUGAAUGUAUCAUGUACCUUUGAUUCAUUUCCUUCAUACUGUUGACUUUGCCUACCAUGAACCAAGUUAUUUUUCCUAAUACAUCAGUAAAUAUAAUUCCAAUUUUAGUAAAUAUUAUCAAAGCAAUAGAAAGCUGAGAAAGUAACCUGAUUACUGAAUUUGAGCUCCUCUGGGUCUUAUUCCAACUUUCCAACUAGUAUGGAUCUCUAAAUGUUUAGAAAUAGGGAAUUUUAUUUGUCUGUUGUCUCAUUUGUGUUGGUCCCGCUGUCCACUCCUCAUCUAUUUUCCUUCACUUUGUGACAGCGUUGUGUAAUAAUGAGAGAGUUGACCUUAAUGGGCAAAGGAGGGAGCUACUAAAACAUAACUACUUUGUAAGAACAAACUUAAACUAAACUAGAUUUUGAUGUAGUUUGGCAUGAAAAGCAUUAAUUUGACCUAUUUCCAAAAUAAAUCUAUGGAUUUAUGAAUGAGGACAGUGUAUGUAGGGAGAAAUUUUCAAGCAAGAUUGGUUUGCAAUUCAAUCAAAUUCUAUGCCCUCUGAUUGUCUCAAAGCACCUUACAGUUAAUGAGGUAUUUCAGAAAUGUAGUCACAGGAAACAUUUGAAUAAACUAGAAAACAGAACAGAUGUGUUUUGUUCUUAAUGGGUUUGUUGUGAUCUGAAAUGCACUGACUGAUAAAGGGUUAGGGUUAACCCUAAAGGUGGUGGUCUUGUAUUCCUUGGUAAUCUUUUAAAGCUAAUUGGAUAAACCCCUUCCCUACCCACCCACCUUUCCCCCUCACUUGUCAACCAGCUUGCACUCCUCCUCCCUUCCCCUCCGCCCCCCCCACUUAUUCUGACUGCAGCCCCCUUCCUCUCUAAUCCUAAUUAAGGUCCUCAGCCUGAAAUGUUGACUGUUUAUUCCCCUCCAUAUAUGCUUGCCUGACUUGCUGAGUUCCUUCAGCACUUUGUGUCUUGCCAUUGGAUAUUUAUCUAAUGUGGAUUAGGGAAAUGCAAAGCUGCAAGGAUAGACCAGAGCAGUCAAUCUAAUUGGAAGCUCUACCGAUGAGCUGGCGGAUAAAUCAGGAUAAAUUGCGACCACCUAUUUUAUAAUGGCUAUCUUCCGUUUUUAAGCUAACAGUGUUUAAAUAUCACUUUCUUGUUUUAUAUUCCUUGUCCAAGUCUGAAGCACUUAAUAAUGGAGCUUGUUAAAUUAUUUAUUUUAAUGAAACUUAGCAGAAUGUUACCACAUUCAUUGAUUUGAUUUUGUUUCUUCUUUUCUAUACUGAUGUCAAUCCCUGAUUUUUCAAUUGGGUAUUAAAUACUUUGGAUUGGGGAAUUACAUCACAACAAACUGGCAAGCAGGCUAAUGAGAAUUCACAUUAGAUUAUAAAUUGCAUCGAUGCAAAUUUUCCUUCAUCCACCAAUAUUUUUCAAAAAAAGAGGCAACUGUACAGAAUCUUAAGAAUGCAUUAAUACUUUUCUGUCUUUUGUUAGCAGAGAGAUUACAGAGUGGGUAGGCAGCUGACUUCCUUGAGGUAGAUGAGCUCAAUCUACCUUGUUGCCCUUUUUGUCCUCCUUGUUGUGGCAUGGUUGAUUUCUCAUUGCUGUCCUGCUUCUGUAUGGUGCUGCUUUGAGUUUAUUUGCAAUCAGGAAGCCAACUGAAGGAAAGACUUUAUGAACUAAAUGUUGAAUUUGUCUGUGCUUUUUAAAAAAGGAUCGUGGAUCAGUGUUGAAUCCACAGGUUCUUAAACUUUGAUUUUAAACUCUGGUGGUAGUGAAUCAAAUAUGAGACAUAUGAACACUACAGUCUGCUGUUUGUGUGUUUUGCACAUUCAUCUGUCAGCAUUCAGCUGAUGAGUUUGCUUUCAUUACAAAUAACUUAAUAAAAUAAUUAAUGAGGGCACAGGGGACACAAUUCAUCUGUUUUUCAUUGUUAUAAAAAAGUACUGCAGUAAGGUCCAGAUGCAAUACUUCAUUGGAACAUGACAUGAUUAAUCUGAUCAGGAUUACAUUGGGUAUAAAGUUAGCCAACUGUGUGCAGAUCACUUCCACUUGUGAAAGUGAAAUUCCAAUAUAAGCACUUUGCCCACAACUUUGAUUGGACUCUUCAUCUGUACUUUUAUGGCUACUCUAGCUGGGAUGGUGAUAAGGAGGCACAACUCUGGCUAUGAUAGCCUUUAUUGAGGUUCUUGCUGCUGACUUCUGUUGCCAUAAAAGUCAAGUGGAAUGGCAAUCUACCCUGACUGAUCAACCACCUUGGCCAGUGUAGCUAACAGGCAAAGGGUGUUAAUCUAUUGGCACAGUUUUCCACCACACAAUCCAAGUGGGGAAUGGUUAAAUCCUGGAUCCUGCCAUUUUUCUGCUGAAGCAGAAUAGUGAUUAUGAUCAAAGCCUGGCAGCAGGACCCAGUAGCUCAUUAAAAAUAAGAUUCUGCUGGUGUUGAAAAUCCAAGGCAAUAUGCACAAAAUGCUAGACAAACUCAGCAGGUCAGGCAGCAUCUGUGGAAAUGACUAAACAGUCAAACAUUUCGAGCCAAGACCCUUUGUCGACUUUUAUCCGUUUGCAUAGAUGUUGUCUGAUCUCCUGAGCUUCUCCAGGAUUUUGUGUGCAUUAAGCAGCACCCAGUAGACAAGAGUACCCAAUAAGAGCUGUAUAUUUAAAGAGGUCCCAAGUUUAGACUAUGUAUGUGUGAUUUGGAUUGAUGCAAGCCCUGUACAGUGUCAUGAGCAGCAAUUACAAUACCAGAUCAGCUUUAUGCAAAUCUUAAUGCUACGGUCAUGUCAACCCAUUUGAGCUCGAAUCUGUUAGUGUGAGCCUUGCUUAUAUUAUGUUUUUCUAUUUGAUCUGUUUAAGAGGGAACAAUGGUAUGUAUGUUGGGUGGUUUUGUUUGUACAAUUAUGUCUGUGCACAGUCAGGAUAUAACCAAAAAAAAAUUCAGCUACAUAUCAAAUAAUCAGCAUAAAGCAUAUUUUAUUAGACAUGCAUUCUGUAACUUGCACUGGAUUUGUACUGUCCAAAUUGAUUUGGUUAUGGACUUUUUGCAUUUAAGAAACAAUUUAUUACAACUGCCUUACUGCUUGUUUCUCUAAUUGUAGGAAAAAUCAUCUUGCCAAUAUCACUGCCAGUAUUGAAUAAAUUAAAUU